AUGGGGGGCUGGACCACCUUCUUGCUGACCUACCUCUUGGGUGGCGUCACCUUCCUUCCUCUUCUUGUCCUUACGAUAUUUCUGCAUGCCCACUUCACCUUACCUCGUCGACAAGAUGCCGAUCUAAGCGGGGACACUGGAGCGGACGAUCUCGUCCAGCCGGGCGACGACCUCGCGCCUCUGCAGGCUGCUCAGAAAGAAACGAAGGAACAGGCAAAGUCCAAGGCCGCCAGUCUCCACGAUGCAGAGACUGCAGCCGGCUACUUCGCCGUCUGCCGAGAGUACACGCCCAUGGGCAUCAAUGCCAAGCCCAUCGAACGAUCAACGCCUGUUGGCUCCACGACAGUAGCAGCUCCCAGUCAGAGCGUGUAUCAGACUAUGUAUCGGAGCAUAUUCGACAGAAAGCAGAACCCAGGCCCCUUAGACAACGGCAAGAGUGUUAGCCUGCGGCCAAAGAAGGCUGGAAAUGUCUUCUAUGUGGUGUUGAGACAUGGCCAUCUCAUGCUAUUCGAUGACGACGAGCAACUCGAAGUCCGACAUGUCAUAUCUCUGACCCACCACGAUGUCAGUAUAUAUUCCGGUGGCGACGUGACACCGGAAGGGGAGCUUUUCAUCAAAAGGAAUGCUAUUUGUCUCUCGCGACGGACUGUUGUCCCCUCAGAGUUGCCGCCGGAUAGCCAGAUUUCCAAGCCAUUCUAUCUCUUCUCGGAAAACUGCUCUGCGAAGGAGGACUUCUACUUCGCCCUGCUGCGAAAUCAGGAACAGGCAUUCCCCACAGGGGAGAGAGCGGCUCGGCCACUAACUUUCGACGUCAAGAACGUCAUCUCUUUGGUGCAGAAACUCCAUUCGUCCGAGGAGCACCUACAGAGCAGAUGGCUGAAUGCUAUGAUCGGGAGGCUCUUCCUAGGACUUUAUAAGACUGCGGACAUUGAAGCCUUCAUCCGAGAGAAGCUGACCAAAAAGAUCAGCCGGGUCAAGCGCCCUGCCUUCUUGUCCAGCAUCGAGAUUCGCAAGAUCGAUACCGGGGAGUCCGCUCCCUUCUUUACAAACCUCCGUCACAGAGACCUAACGGUUGAAGGAGAAUGCUGUAUGGAAGCCGAUGUGAAGUACACGGGUAAUUUCCGGAUCGAGGUUGCUGCUGUUGCUCGACUUGACCUUGGAGCCCGGCUCAAGGCUCGUGAGGUCAACUUGGUCCUGUCCGUCGCGCUGCGGAAGAUGGAAGGCCACUUGCUUUUCAAGAUCAAGCCACCCCCAAGCAACCGGGUGUGGUUUUCCUUCUCACAGAUGCCCAAGAUGGAAAUGACCAUCGAACCUAUUGUGAGCUCCAGACAGAUCACGUACACCGUGAUUCUUCGGCAGAUUGAAGCUCGCAUCAAAGAGGUCGUCGCCGAGACACUCGUCCUGCCAUUCUGGGACGACACCCCGUUCUUCAAGACCGAGCAUAAGAGAUGGAGAGGGGGCAUUUUUGAAGGGGACGAUGCCGUGGAGCCAUCCUUGGACCCGGAGACCACAGCAGCACAGGUCGGAGAAGUCGACGAUGUGGAGACUUUGGACACCGGGACGCCUCCAAACUCUGAGCUGCCGCCGAUGGAGAAGAGUCAGAGCAUGCCUGUGAUCGAGCCUAUGCAAACGUCACCAUCGACCAGCCUAUUUGGGCUCAAGCUGGGCAGAGGCAGCAAAGCCCCGCAGACCAAUCCAUCUUCCCCUACAGUGGACAGUAUAGAGCCUAAGCACAUAAAGGCGGACGCCUCGUCUACAAGCAUCGACGUCAAAAAAGAGACGCAGGCGAAACAGCGUCCUGUCAGGUCUGGCUCUUUUGUUGGGGAGCCAAUCCCAAUUGUUUCAACCGAAACCGUGAAUGCUGAUGUAUUCAAGCCUUCGUCCCCACCAGGAGAAAGCUCAGCAGCUACUGCUAUGGCCAGACUUUCGUCCAGAUCGAAGGCUGCUUCUGGCUCGGGCUCGCCCCUCGCGUCUCCGCACAGAGACUCGAUAAUAUCGAUCGCCUCCGGGCAUUCCAACACCUCAUCCAAAGAGAAUACGGACAAGGAAACAGAUCAAGAGGAGACGCCCAAGCUGCCGCGCCGGGGUACCGCAUCUUCGACCAACAGCAACCCGGGCGAGGGCAGCUCUGGGACUGGUGGCUCCCCGACCCCAUCUGUCAAAUCUUCGAAGACGAAUACCGGAUCGCUGACGCGUGGGCUCUUUCUGAAAAGGGAGAAUACCACGGAUUCUGCGUCCACAACCGCGACAGGGAAUUCCAAUACGGAUUCGACCAAGCGGAUCCCGACCAGUCUCGCUGCUGUCUCUAGCGCGGCUGGGGCGGCGCGACGAUGGGGUCUGAACGCCCUACAGCGUCACGGAAACGACCCGGUAAAGAAUGGACAUGGAGGAGAGGUAGAGCCUCAACUUGACCUGAGCAAGCCGAUGGGCGGAGGCAGACCGCUCCCUCCUCCCGGAAUUCCUCUACCCAUGCCGGAUAAGAAGACAAAGACAGCAAUACCAGUGCCCAGAAGGAAACCGGUAGCUGCCCCUCCGCUGCCUGAGCGGGCAUCUGUUGAUGCGAAAGCCCAGGACACGAAGCGGCGACCCGUUCCACCGCCUCCGUUGCCUAAGCGGCGGCGGCGCACAGAUGAGGACAUGCAUGGACAGGGUGAGGACAUGCUCGUGGUCGAGGCUCCCAUCGCCGACUCGGAACCAACAAGCCCGCUACCUGAUGAGGCAGAUGCAUAUCGGCAUCCUUAUGUAGAAGACGCGGAGGAAGAUUUGGACCCGUUCGUGAUGGAUGGGUCACCCGGAGAUGAUAGCAGCGGGACGCCUCCCGCCAAGCCUUCCGAAGAAAGCAAGUAUUCCUUCGGCACCUCCACUCCGCAGGGUGAAGGCGCAACCGACGACGAAUACGAGGCAUGGAUGGAGAAUACAGGAGAAGACGAGCCUCCUCCAGAAUAUGUCACCAGCGAAGGUCUCGCGCAUUAG
Messenger RNA from Diaporthe citri, 2973 nucleotides. RefSeq lists its product as uncharacterized. The transcript is spliced from 2 exons. NCBI's taxonomy places the organism in Eukaryota, Fungi, Ascomycota, Sordariomycetes, Diaporthales, Diaporthaceae. The record is from RefSeq and is a predicted model, not a curated record. Gene Ontology annotation, biological process: phospholipid transport. Gene Ontology annotation, molecular function: lipid binding. Gene Ontology annotation, cellular component: endoplasmic reticulum; ERMES complex. Bases 1 to 2973 code for a protein of 990 amino acids.